This is a messenger RNA of Trichechus manatus latirostris (Florida manatee), 819 nucleotides long. RefSeq names its product zinc finger protein 182-like. The coding region runs from base 1 to 819 and encodes 272 amino acids. Gene Ontology annotation, molecular function: DNA-binding transcription factor activity, RNA polymerase II-specific; RNA polymerase II cis-regulatory region sequence-specific DNA binding. The record is from RefSeq and is a predicted model, not a curated record. The transcript has 5 exons. Lineage: Eukaryota; Metazoa; Chordata; Mammalia; Sirenia; Trichechidae. Gene Ontology annotation, biological process: regulation of transcription by RNA polymerase II.
AUGCCCUUCACCUCCAUCAUGGCUGACAGAAACUGCACUGUUCUCAUCGCCAGUGAUGCGGGGUCAGUGUCGUUUGAGGAUGUGGCCGUCGGCUUCACCUGGGAGGAGUGGCGGCACCUGAACACUGCGCAGAGGACCCUGUACAAGGACGUGAUGCUGGAGAACUAUACCAGCCUGGUGUCAAAGUCAGCACUCAGUGUACAUCAGAGAACUCACAAUGGGGAGAAACCUCACAGAUGCAUUGAGUGUGGCAAAACCUUCCACAAGAAGUCGAUGCUCACUGCACAUCAGAGAACACACACGGGAGAGAAGCCCUACAAAUGUGAAGAAUGUGGAAAAUCCUUCGGCCACAGGCCUGCCCUAACUCCAAAACUCACUGUUCAUCUGAGAACUCAUACUGGGGAGAAACCCUAUGAGUGUAACAAAUGUGGAAAAACCUUCUACCAGAAGUCAAACCUCACUGUACAUCAGAGAACUCACAUAGGGGAGAAGCCCUACGAGUGUAUACAGUGUGGGAGAGCAUUCUGUGAGAAGUCAACUCUCAGUAAACAUCAGAGAACUCACACAGGGGAGAAGCCCUAUGAAUGUAAGGAAUGCAGGAAAACCUUCUACCAGAAGUCGGCCCUCACUGUGCAUCAGAGAACUCACACAGGGGAGAAGCCCUAUGAAUGUAAGGAAUGUGGGAAAACUUUUUGCCAGAAGUCACACCUCAACAAACAUCAGACAACUCAUGCAGGGGAGAAACCAUUUGUGGCAGAGAGUGGCUCUGGGGCCAAUGAGCAGGGCCCAGCCAAGGCUUCAACCACGCUCAGUGGCUAA